AUGGUGCGGUCACGAGAGGGAAGAGCAUGAAUGCUAAUGCUCAAGCAGUGCACAAAAACUUUCUCCACUGACAUCCUUAGGAAAUUUUUGGUUGUUGGACGUUUUUAGUUUUGGUUAAAGGUCAGCAGAAAUGGCCUCUCAUGGUUUAAGCUUAGGAUUACCAACAACUUACAUUUCAUCAAAAACCGAACUACAAUUUGGAUUCAAGUCGUUGGCUUCACGAGCUUUAAGAAUACCCAACAGGGUUUCUUUGUCAGUACGUGCAAUGGGCUCCUCGGCUUCUUCACAGAAACCUGACAGGAUUCAAGGUGCAAUGGGCUCCUCGGCUUCUUCACAGAAACCUGACAGGAUUCAAGGAAGCAUCGACUAUAAAUCUAUAAGUGAUGAAGAAUGGAAGAAGCGACUCACAGGGGAACAAUUUUAUGUUGCUCGUCAAAAGGGAACAGAGAGGGCUUUCACUGGGGAAUAUUGGAACAAGAAAACCCCUGGAACUUACGAUUGCAUAUGUUGCGACACACCUUUAUUCGAAUCAUCUACAAAAUUUGAUAGUGGAACUGGUUGGCCUUCUUAUUACCAGCCUAUUGGAAACAAUGUCACGUCGAACUUAGAUUUGUCGAUUAUUUUCAUGCCUCGCCAGGAAGUUAUUUGUGCUGUUUGUGAUGCCCAUCUUGGCCAUGUCUUUGAUGAUGGCCCACCUCCCACAGGAAAGCGUUAUUGUAUCAAUAGUGCUUCCCUGAAACUAAAACCGAAGCAGUAGACGAGCAAACAAGCAUACCAGAAGGAUAUAUGAUUGCUUGAGUUGGAAAUAUAAACUUAGUCUGAUAAAAUAUAAAAUGUCUUAUUGUGCCAGUAUGAAAAAAAUUAACAGAACAGUGAAAUGGAAAUAUCAGAUGUUUGUAAUAGUGGCCUUUGGUAUAGCAUGUUCCUAAAUGCAACAACAUUGUCUAUUUUUGAAAGCU
Alnus glutinosa is the source of this 959-nucleotide messenger RNA. Its product is annotated as peptide methionine sulfoxide reductase B1, chloroplastic. Gene Ontology annotation, cellular component: cytoplasm. Gene Ontology annotation, molecular function: peptide-methionine (R)-S-oxide reductase activity. Bases 131 to 757 code for a protein of 208 amino acids. The transcript is spliced from 5 exons. Lineage: Eukaryota; Viridiplantae; Streptophyta; Magnoliopsida; Fagales; Betulaceae. Gene Ontology annotation, biological process: response to oxidative stress; protein repair. The record is from RefSeq and is a predicted model, not a curated record.